UGGCGAUCCACUCUUGGGGCUAUGCGUGUAUUACAACUUAUUAUAAGAUUAAGAAUGAUAACAGAAUACAACUAUUUGAUUAAAGUAGCUAAUUGUUGGUGGUGGAUGCUGUUGACUAGGUCUAGUCUAUCAGUAUCAACUCAAAAUUAAGCAUAACUAGUACUAGUAGAGAUAGCCAUUGUGUGGUUCUGUACGAAUAUCCGAAACUGUUCAAAUUCAAUAUUAUUAUUACCUAUUAGUAUGAGAAGGGGACUACAUAUUGCAUAAGACUAAGAACAAGUCAAGAACGAGGGUCAUUUUAGCAGAUAUAAUCAGAACCGUGUGAAGGAUGAUUGAACCGCUUAUGCAGAAGCUUUUGACUAAAAAAAUUAUACUUGCAAGCAGUUCACCAAGACGAAAACAAAUUCUUCACAACAUUAAAUUUCCAUUUGAAGUUGUUCCAUCUACAUUUGAAGAAAACUUGGACAAAACAUCUUUUGAUAAACCGUACGAUUAUGUACAAGAAACAGCUUACAGUAAAGCUCUGGAAGUGUUUAAAAGACUUGAGAAAGAAACAAAGCAGCCAGACUUGGUAAUUGGAGCAGACACAGUGGUGACAAUGGAUAGCAUAAUAUUUGAGAAACCUCGAGACGAAGAAGAUGCAUUCCAGAUGCUUUCCAGGUAUUUUUUUUCAUAGGACACGUGAUUUACC
Molecule: messenger RNA, 691 nt
Organism: Limulus polyphemus (Atlantic horseshoe crab)
Lineage: Eukaryota; Metazoa; Arthropoda; Merostomata; Xiphosura; Limulidae
Product: N-acetylserotonin O-methyltransferase-like protein
Exons: 4
Coding region: 329-676 (115 amino acids)
Molecular function (GO): nucleoside triphosphate diphosphatase activity
Source: RefSeq, a predicted model, not a curated record